AUGGAGGUUAAGACAGGCAGCCGUCCGAAUUGUGCUACUGACUUCUUUAAUUCCACCGUGGCACCUGUGUCAGAACUAGAAGCUGUGGUAGAAGUUACACGGGGAACCGAAGAUUACGCUUCCAAACACUCGGAAUCUACUAAAAAAGAAGGCGAAGAAAAUUCAGUGACUCACGCAGCUACUAGUGCCGGGAAUACGCAGCCAACAGAGGAACGUCUUCGUCUCUCGGUAGCACCUACUGUAAAUGCAAAGACAAAUGUUGGAAAAUACAGACUCCUGAGAACUAUCGGGAAGGGAAAUUUUGCGAAAGUCAAGCUUGCGAUCCACAUGGCCACUGGUGCUGAGCUUAAACGAGAGAUAACCAUCAUGAAGGUUACCAAUCAUCCCAACAUAGGUGAGAUUUUCGAUUAUCUUGUCGCUAAUGGGAAGAUGAGAGAGAAGGAAGCGAGAAUGAAGUUCCGUCAACUGCUUUCAGCCAUCCAAUACUGUCAUUCAAAACGCAUUGUCCAUCGUGAUCUUAAAGCGGAGAAUAUUCUGUUGGAUCGGAACUUGAACGUGAAGGUUGCUGAUUUUGGGUUGGCCAAUAACUUUGACUACGACCAACGACUUAAUACGUUCUGUGGCAGCCCUCCUUAUGCAGCUCCUGAACUGUUUUUGGUAAGUGAGCAUCAGGAUCGUUGUUCUCCACGCUUAGAUUGA
This is a messenger RNA of Echinostoma caproni, 699 nucleotides long. Lineage: Eukaryota; Metazoa; Platyhelminthes; Trematoda; Plagiorchiida; Echinostomatidae. The record is from the annotation of a GenBank genome assembly.